This is a messenger RNA of Stomoxys calcitrans (stable fly), 769 nucleotides long. RefSeq names its product fibrinogen C domain-containing protein 1-like. The record is from RefSeq and is a predicted model, not a curated record. The coding region runs from base 30 to 692 and encodes 220 amino acids. The transcript has 4 exons. Lineage: Eukaryota; Metazoa; Arthropoda; Insecta; Diptera; Muscidae.
GUGCUGAAUCUUAGACACGAUUUUGAAUCAUGUGGAAGUGGUUUUGUUUAAUUUUUGUGAUUUUUUGUGCGCUCCUAGUGGUUUUGCAUGCAUUCCAAGGCAAUGAAGAAGAAGAAGACAUAAAAGCUCCGAAUUCCAUGUUGGAGGAGCUCCAAUCUUCAAAUUGGACUUCCAUUCAGCGGCGUCAAGAUGGCUCUGUGAAUUUCUAUCGCAACUGGGCAGAAUACAAAGAGGGCUUUGGUGAUGCUCCAAAUGGUGAAUUCUUCUUGGGUUUACAAAAAAUCCAUGAAUUUACCUCCCAGACUCCACAAGAACUGUUGAUUGUACUAAAAGAUUGGGACAAUAAUACUCGUUUUGCCCUGUAUGACCACUUUGAAAUUGGCAAUGAAUCUGAAUUUUAUUCUCUAAAGAACUUGGGUAAAUAUCAGGGGAACGCUGGUGAUGAUUUGAAUUCCUAUAAAGGCAUGAAAUUUUCCACCUAUGAUUCUGACAAUGACAUCGAUGAGAGCUCUAAUUGUGCGGAACUUUUCGAUGGGGCAUGGUGGUUUACAGAUUGCGGUCUUGGCAAUGUGAAUGGACCCUAUUUGAAAGGAGAUGAUGUGAAUAAGGAUGAUGGUGUCACCUGGGAUGCAUGGAAAGGCGCCUAUUAUUCGUUACAAUUUUCAGAGAUGAAACUACGUCCGAAGCAGUAAGAAAUUAGGAAUUAAAUAAUAAAAUCCCUAAGUUGUGUCUUAAUUUUUCAAACAAUAAAAUCAAAUUUCAAUUGUCA